Molecule: messenger RNA, 720 nt
Organism: Carassius carassius (crucian carp)
Lineage: Eukaryota; Metazoa; Chordata; Actinopteri; Cypriniformes; Cyprinidae
Product: protein FAM107B-like
Exons: 5
Coding region: 158-622 (154 amino acids)
Source: RefSeq, a predicted model, not a curated record
UGCAGUAAUUAGUUAAUCUGGCGUCCUACGUGCCUCGUAUAAAUUUAGGUUAAUCUGGAAUGAUGUAAUGAGCUUAAAUGUAAUGUCCGCAACAAUCAUCACUGAACAUAAGCAGGGCAAACUCUAACCGUUGGCCAGUCUCGACAAUAGUCGCACAAUGCUGGACCUGAACACAACAAAAAAGCAAUCAACUGUGUGCGUGGAGCACCAAGGAUUCAGACAUAACGGAAAAGAUAAUAUUGUGUGUCAUCCUCCUGAGUCCCAGGAAAGCACAGACAGUGGAUACGAGUUCAUUCAGCUCAGGAAACUGAAUGGCUCACCCGGCGAGAGUCCCAGUUACCAGAAUCUCCACAAGGAACUUCUGCUCUGCCACAAGAGAGGCCUGUUGUUGGAGGAGAAACCAGAAUUGCAGCGCGUGUUACAGCAAAGGAGGCUUGACCUGCACAGAGAGCAGGAACUUGCCCUCCGACCUCCCUCUGACCUGGAACAAGAGCUCCGUAAGAGACAGCAGAAACUGCAGGAGUAUGAGAUUGAGGAACAGAGCCGUAUAGAGGAUGAGAAAAACGUUCCAGAAUUUGUACGAGUGAAAGAGAAUCUGCGUCGCUUACGGUUGACAGAAUAAAAUAACUGAAGGGUCUGUGGAUAAGAAAUGUGCCUUUUUAUUUUUACUGUUUUCAUAUAAAAAAAAGAAUGUUGAAAUAAAGUGGCAUACAGCUGUAA